AUGAGGAAACCAGCAUGGCCGGUGAUCAGAGACACAACUGUGGGAUAUGCGAAUUGUAAGCAGAAAUAUACAGGGUCACCCAGGGUGUUUAGAGGUAAGCGAUGUGCCUCCACAACUCGCUAUGCUAGCUACCAAAACGGGGGGUGUGGGUGUGACACUGCCUCGGGAGACAGCCAAUAUGGAUGGAACCACGACCAUUUUGUGAUGGCAGUCAAUCAGAACUUCUUUGACGAGGGUAAUAAAAGCCGGUGUGGAGAGAGAUGCGGAAAAUGUGUCAAACUGACCACAACAGGUGGUUGGGUUCCAGAACACGGGGGACCAAGCCUUCAGGGACAGUCCCGAAUUUUCAUGGUAACCAACGUGUGUCCCAACGCUUACCCCAACCAGAACUGGUGUAACCAGGGGACCGGUCCCUAUGGCAACGGCCACAACGAUUAUGGAUAUGUAGCUCACUUUGAAUUGGAAAACGGCGGCAAUCAAAUUCAAAAUAUAGGCUGGAACAACCCGGAAGUGACGUGGGAGAUAGUUUCUUGUGACGGAUACAAGACACCUACUAGGGGAAUGUAUCAACAAUGCGAAUGUUUUCAUCAUGGAAAGCGAGCUCUGAACAAAACUGAACGGUUCUAAAAAUCAUUAUGUUAAAUGACAUUACUUAAUAAAAUCAAAAGAAACCUGAUGUUGCUGAGGGUGUCGGAUCGUUGUUGUGGGGAAAAAAUUCAGUAAACCAGGGUUCUCCAUCAGCCUUUCUGUUGCGCGACUCCGACACAGUAAAAUGUUGCGACAUAGUAAAAAAUCAUAGUACUGAUAGGCGGAAGCAUGUUUGUUAGUACAAAAGUAUCUGAACUUGACCUUUGAACCUUUGAACAUCAAUAAGGAUCACACAUUCUUUCAGAGCAACCACUGUCCCUAGUUAACUUAUUGUCAAAUAUUCUCAAGACAUAAUUAUUUAGUUGACAAUAUUAAACGAUAUUGUACUAGUUUGGCCUUGACCUUUGACACAAUAAUCAAAAUGGUCAAAAAAUUCUUCUUUAUAGGGACAAACACUGUACCAAUGCUAGAUAUCUGCUAGCUAUCAAGCAUUAUGUUAUUUUGUCAAAUAUUAAGCAGACAUCACUUGGUCUACAAACGGGACCAAGAUCUUGGUAUGAAACAAUGUCCCUUCCUUUAUAAAAGGGGGUAUAAAAGCAGUAGCCACAGGCAAGUUUUCAUGGCUAUUGGUACUUUGCGGAACGGAACGAAACGGAACGGAACCGAUUGUGGGGUACCCUAAGGGGAAUCCACUGUAAAAAGAAGUUGGUUGUAAAUAAAAUACUGGACUUUAAACUUCUAGUAAUAUACAUAACUGUGUCCACUGAUGCUGGCCUAUGAAAAGUAGAGAGUCGUAAAAGAGAAUACCGGGAUUUAAAGUUUUAUUUUUUUUAAAUAUACAAUUGUGUUCAAUCAUCUGAACUCUACUUCUACGUCGAUAUCUGUAGUUAAUGUAUAAACUAUGUUUAAUUUUCGAUUUGCAUUUAUUACUGAUAUAAAAUGGAUAUUUUCUGCGCUGGUUCCGUUCCGAAUCUUAAGACA
This is a messenger RNA of Ostrea edulis (European flat oyster), 1569 nucleotides long. RefSeq names its product endoglucanase-like. The transcript is spliced from 3 exons. The record is from RefSeq and is a predicted model, not a curated record. Bases 1 to 627 code for a protein of 208 amino acids. NCBI's taxonomy places the organism in Eukaryota, Metazoa, Mollusca, Bivalvia, Ostreida, Ostreidae.